UUUUAUUCAUUUUCUUUGUUCUGUCACAUGUUUUGUACAUUCUGAGGUCCAAACUGCACAAUAUUUCAUCAGUUUGGUUGGAAAAAUAUAAGAAAUUACAUAUAUAUGUUAAUGUGCACAUUCCUAUGUAUUUAGAGAUUUAUUAGCCUUAAUGUUUCCAUGUUCACUGUCGCAUGGGGUAUACCGAACAUGAAUAGUUGUGGUGAAAGUGUAAUUUCCUGUUAAGAAGGAUAAAAGUAUCUAUCAAUUAACAUUUUGUUUUACUCUGUAAAAAGAUUUCGAUUCUAUUUCUAUUUCUAUUCUUGGAAAAUGUCAGACUAAAUCUCAGAAUGGGUCUAAUAUGUUCUUAAAGAAAUUAAGCGUAGACGGAAGUGAGUCCUCCCAUGGUCUGCUCGGACGCUGUCCCUUUAAAUCCGCUCGGUAGUUUCCGUCAUCGCUCGGCGCUGCUCGUCCUAGACCCCCUUUCACUGCGGCUCCAUCGCCGAGCGGACUGGCCCGCUGCUCUCAUCCGAGACCUCAGUGCACACUGUCGGAUCUACUGAAGCACCAACACCGGCUCCCUGAAAGCGUCCAGCUGCGGUCCAAAUGCAGGCGAUCAAAUGUGUGGUGGUGGGCGACGGGGCUGUGGGUAAGACCUGUCUGCUGAUUAGCUACACCACAAAUGCCUUCCCCGGUGAAUACAUCCCCACCGUCUUUGACAACUACUCCGCCAAUGUGAUGGUGGAUGGGAAACCAGUGAAUCUGGGCCUUUGGGAUACAGCAGGACAGGAGGACUACGAUAGGCUCAGACCACUGUCUUACCCACAGACGGAUGUGUUCUUGAUAUGCUUCUCCCUGGUCAGUCCGGCCUCCUUUGAGAACGUCCGAGCUAAGUGGUACCCUGAGGUGAGACACCACUGCCCCAACACACCCAUCAUCCUGGUGGGCACCAAGCUGGACCUGCGAGAUGACAAGGACACCAUCGAAAGGCUGAGAGACAAGAAGCUCUCCCCCAUCACCUACCCGCAAGGCCUGGCCAUGGCCAGAGAGAUCGGGGCAGUGAAGUACCUGGAGUGCUCCGCGCUGACCCAGCGAGGCCUGAAGACGGUAUUCGACGAGGCCAUCCGAGCCGUGCUCUGCCCUCCACCCGUGAAGAAGAGGGGAAAAAGGUGCACCAUGUUCUGAGGAGGAAACACUGCUUAAACACUUCACAACAUCACCAUGAACAACAACCACUACUUCUCUGAGAGGAUGAGAAAGAAAACUAGCGAGAGUGAGUGUGCACUGCUGAGAUUGCUUUCUUUAUAUUGAUGUUUUUUCAAAGCGAUAUUGGUGACCAGAACCAAUACUUAAUUGGAUUUUUUUACCAUUACCAAAUAGGUUCAUAGGUUCUCUGUGAAAGACAUUUACUGUCCACCUACUUUGUACUCAUAGAACUACAAGUUGCCAUGAGGGCUGACAAAGGUUUCUAUUACUUGUCUUCAUACCACAACAUCUCUUCUUUCUCAGCCAUGCUUGCUUGAUUUAAUGCAGUGUUGACUAAGUAGAAAGUGAACUGUGAAAAUCGCCUUCAGGUCUGAAGUUACCCUCAGCUCCCGAUCUGUGAUCAGCAUGUACACACAAACCUGACAUAAAAGACAGAAAAACCUACCACUACUUUAAACAUUUCACAAGUUCAGUCUUUAAUGGGAAUAAUUCAGUUCUUGGACAACAGAUUAUACCUGAUAUUAAAGGGAUAUGACGCGUUUUACUAAACCAGGACUGUUUUUUUUUCUCAUCCUUGUUUCAUUCAGUAUUUAUGUUGUUCUCAACAACACCUGAUGAGUCAUAGCAAGCCUUCUUAGCGAGGGGCUACAUGUCAAAGUCAUAGACUGUAAAUAAGAACUGGACAUUUCACUCUUAACGGGUUCUUGGGACUCCAGAUUUGAAGGCCGGAAUUUGACAUCUUCGUAGCUUCUUUAAUGUCGAAAGUCUCCAUAUUUUGAUGAACGGGUCGAUACUCACGCUACGCCUCCAUGCUGACACGGCAGCUGCUGAACACCCUUCUGUUGUUGUCAGUAUUCCAACUGCAUCCAUCCUGGUUGUUCGGAGCCAUGAGUGGACGGUAAUUAUGAGGCACAUGAAGUUUAACGCACUAGAGAAUGCUAUGUUAGCAGCUAACGCUAGCACUUGUUUAAUACCAUCCUUUAUUGACGUAACUCUGAGAUGAAUUGGGACGCUAAUUUGAAACCACACGCCAAUCGAUAAACUGAGCUCUUAAAAAAAAAAAAAAAGCCUAACAUUUUUUUGUUUGCUUUCUCAAAGCACGCCCUGUUUAAUAAUUUCUGUUUUAGUCCAAAAUUGAACAAAAUAUCCAACAUCGAUCAUCUUUUUGUAUUGGAAAGACUUAGAACUACAGAUUAAGACCACAAAACUCAUAUGGAAAAUAUUUACUGAGGUGAUAAAUCAAGUAAGAAGAAGGUUUAGAUCCCCAAGAACAGAGUAGGAUUUGUAAUUGCAACCAGUCAACUUGUCCCCUAGUGGCCAUUAAAGAGCAUGCAGGUUGAAGACACUCUUUUCUUCUCUUCUCAGAACCAGAACAUAAUGUCCACUUCUUUUUGCAGUCUAUGCUCAAAAUGUACUUCUCACUGGAUUUUCUGCUCAAUUCACUUUGACCACAGAAAAAAAAAAAACUGAUUCAGGAUAAUUACGUUUUGUGUUCCAUCGGUUUAGACGUUCAAGCAGUUACUUUAAUGAGUCCAAUGUUAUUGUUACUGAAAGUAUAGAUUGACAAAACUAUAAACAAAUUCAUCUUUAAAGGAUUUUAUGAGCAUAAAGUAAGAGCGGAUGAUUUUAACCUCUCUUAGCAUAAAUCCUUUGUGCUUAAAUGACCUUCAGUAAAAGUGCGAAGGCUCAUUCUUGAUAAUGUGAAGACGAAUCUCAUCAUGCAUCAGGUCGAGUCACUUUGUCAAACCAGAGCCUUUAGCCUGACCUUUAGAGGAGUCUGCUCAGUCCAAGACUCUGAUGUGCAGCUGAAAACUACUCCAUUAUAAAUCUACAAAUACGAUAAUAUGAUAAAAGACUGUCGACCACCGGGGCGUGAGAAGUGGUGAUUCAACCUUGAAAUCAGAUCUUUUUUUGGUCAAGUUCCCUUCACUGCUGCGACCCUCUGCGGGGCCUGCUGGUUCCUCUAAUAAGGUUUUCACACCCAAAAACAAAAAAAACAAAAAAAACAAAAAACAUCUGAUCUCAGUCAAAGUGUCUUUGGGUAACUUCAUCUAACUGUGAACAUGUGACGGACGAGCAUGCCAAACGUGGGGGCUUGUACAACCUUGCUGCCUGAGUUCUGCCUGGUGUGGGCGGAGGAGCUUGCAUGGGUCUAAAAAUAUUCUGUCUUAAUUUAUCCCAUUGUUUAGAUCUUGUCUCUGUUCCUCUGUGUGUGACUGGGUGUGUGUGUGUGUGUGUGGAUGUGUGUGUGCGUGUGUGUGUGUGUGUGUGUGUGUCACAGGCGUAUUUACAAACACUGGAGUGUGAAAGUGUUUGUGUGUGUGUGUGUGUGUGUAUGUGGAUGAGCACAUGUCAGUAUCAGUGAGAAGGCUCCGUUCGACAGUUUGGGGGGGGUGCAUAAUGACAGUAUUGUUUUAAGCCAAGUUUUUUAGUGUCCAGUUUUUGGUACAAUUUCAUAUUGUAUUGUAGUAAUACACAAGCCUUUUCAAUAAUCUGUGGACACACAGAAAGAAAAAAUGGAUAUUAAUGACAUCUAGUGAUGUACAGAAUAAUCCUUAGAAAAGGAAUGCGUUAUGAAUAUCUAUCUACAUGUACCUGAAUAUUUAGCUUUUAAAAACUAAAAACAAUUCAAACUAAAGGGAUUAUAGUCGCUCAUGUUGAAGUUAGAAGUGUUGCUAACAGUGUACAAUAAAGGGGGCCAAUCUUUGUGGAGUUUGUCGCAGGGCAAACAGUGCAGAUUGCACCUUUAUGAAAAUGCAUUUCUGUAUGGUUGCAGGCCUGCAGUGUGUCUGUCUCCCCCGUGUGGCGAGACGCAGCACUGCAGUCCACUCCGUCACGCUGUCUUUGGUUGGCAUAGCAAAAAGUGUGUGGUCGACUCGUGUGUUGUGGUCCUGCCUACUAGCUGAGGUGUCCAAAUGUAGCUGAGAAACGCAGCGAAAAAUUCUAAUCUACUAUUGCAUGGAAGUUCUCUGGUUAUUUGACCCACUGUAAUUCUUAGGAGAGGCUGUAUGAUGAAAUGCAUUGGCCAUGUAUGUAUGUAAUGUAAGAUGACUUGUAUACUUGUUCCAACUGUUUGUCUUAUUUUUUAUUACUUCACAUGUCUGUGUGGUGAAAUAUUUCAAUUUUUUGUAUACUAAAUACAAAUGUAUAUGUAAGGAAGUCUGCGCUCUGCUGUGGUUUGUUCUUCACUUACACUCCUCUCUCUCUCUUUCUUGCACAUCAACCUCUUUGUAAACAUAAAAGAAUCAAAGUGAAUCAGUGGCAGCAGGUGAAAGUCAAGCUCUUGCUAAAUACUAUUCAAUAAACGAGAAAAUGAUGACUAAAUUAA
This is a messenger RNA of Labrus bergylta (ballan wrasse), 4513 nucleotides long. It is a transcript of the gene rac3b, whose product is annotated as Rac family small GTPase 3b. The record is from RefSeq and is a predicted model, not a curated record. Gene Ontology annotation, molecular function: GTP binding; GTPase activity; protein kinase binding. NCBI's taxonomy places the organism in Eukaryota, Metazoa, Chordata, Actinopteri, Labriformes, Labridae. Gene Ontology annotation, cellular component: cytoplasmic vesicle; cytoskeleton; neuron projection. Gene Ontology annotation, biological process: regulation of cell shape; cortical cytoskeleton organization; small GTPase-mediated signal transduction.